Molecule: messenger RNA, 1356 nt
Organism: Desarmillaria tabescens
Lineage: Eukaryota; Fungi; Basidiomycota; Agaricomycetes; Agaricales; Physalacriaceae
Product: Alpha/Beta hydrolase protein
Exons: 3
Coding region: 263-1207 (314 amino acids)
Biological process (GO): biosynthetic process
Source: RefSeq, a predicted model, not a curated record
GGCGAACUUAACUGGCUCUUCCUUUCAGUACUGAAGCUGAUGCAUCAAGCUGCGACCGCAAGGACGUUCAUGAAUCAAUGCUGACUACAAGUUACGGCCAUGAUGCAUCAGAAUACUGGACACCGGUCGUGCUGCCACCACCGUCAUCUCUUUGCGGUUUUUCUCUACGAAAAUCAUUCUGUGCAUAUCUGAUCUGGACAAGUGGUACCACCGGUUUAUCCGUGUCCUCCACUUGCUCAGGCGAAUCAUUUGAUUCAUCAGGAUGCAUGAUAAGGAUUCAUGGCCCGAGUUGUCUCGAGCAGGGCAAACGAUUGUAAAGCUCAGGGAUGGGAACGCUAUGGAUAUACCCUUGAUAAUCAUUCACGGUGGAGGCGGAGCGAUUCAUGCUUUCGGUCCAUUACAGCGCAAAUUCCGUUCCGCUCUUUGGGCCCUUCAAGUUACCCCAGACACGCCCCUUACAACCGUGGAGGACCAGGCGAACUUCUAUUAUGAUAAAAUCAAGAGUGAACGAAGAUCAGGACCUUACCGACUCGCCGCGUUCUCAGCCUCCAGCAUCAUCGGAUUCGCCCUUACACGUAUCUUUGAGCGCAAUGGAGAUACAGUGGUCCAAUUCGCACUUAUUGACCACUUUCCGACUACCUUUCUUGCACCUGUGCUUGGUGUCGAUGUCACCCAAACGCCACUCCAAUAUCCUCGUGCCCGGAAAGAGUUCAUUGACGCUAGCUUUGACAAUUUGGUCGUCAUGACCCGGAGAGAUGGGGGCGGAAAUGUUCCUCGACGACAUCGCCUUGCGGAUGGGCUCUCCGAUGCUCGCAAAGGGCUACCGACUGCACCCUUCAUUCAGUCACACAAGGAUAUCUUAGACCGAUUUCUUAACCAGGUUUUUGACUUCAUGCUAGUCAUUUGUGGGAUCUCAGAAGGGUCGGCGUCAUCUGAUAUAGCAUGCGAGCCGGGACACAAAGUCAUUAAAGCACUGGAAGAUUGGCUCAAAGCUGUCGAUGCACCUGUGUCCAUCUAUCUCGGGUCCUACGGGAUGAUAGGAUCUAUUCCCGUGAAGCAUCGCAAAGAUUGGUACGAUUUGGGGAUUCAUCGUUGCUUCCCUAGUGCCAAAGUCAUAUAUCUACAGGCGGGACAUUAUGACAUCCUGGAUAACGAUGUGUUGAUUAACUCGUUACAAGAUGGAUUUAUUCCCUCGUCUCGACUGUAGAUUCUACAUAUCGCCUUCGAAAAAAUGCUUUUCAAAAUAUGUAUAUACAUAAGGAGAACAGGAAUCUCCCACUGCGUAGCAACCAGCACUGAACUCGGCAAUUAUCAACUAUCGGGCAAACAAUCGUCUAGUGCCAGGCUUAUCAUAUG